AUGCCUGGCCAACCCUUGGCCACGGCCCGACGUUCCCAGCGUUUCUCGGACUCCCCGUGUCGAUGUCGCUUGCGCUUCGAGCCAGAAAGACGACCCGGCGGCAAGUGCUUGGCGUGUUUGGGGCUUCAUCAACGACUGGUGGUGCUGGAAGCUGCUAAGGAGGAACUCUCCAACUUGGCAGCUUUGCAACGGGAGGAGCUGCAGUACCUGAACAACAGGUACGAGUUGAGCUCCUUGGCCCAAGAGUUUGAUGAGCUGCAGCAAGAAAAGUCCCAGCUGGAAGGUCAGCUGAAGUCCUACAGGAGCGCCCCGGCACGGCUGCGCAGCCUGCGCCAAGCCGAAGCGCAGCAGGCCGCAGCCCGGGAGGCCUGGCUGGCAGAGAAGGAGAGCCUGCAGGCAGAAGUGGCUGCUGUCUCCAAGGAGGUGGCGUCCUCGCGCGACAAGUUGGAGCUACAGCGACGUCACCAAGAGCUUCGACAAGAGCUUGCGCAGCAGCGACAGCAGUGCCAGGUGGCAGAGGAUGCGCUUCGGGCUCAGUCCCACAGCGCGUCCAGCGCGUCCAGCGCCCCGCGGCCGCUGCCGCGGCAGCCACCGGCGCGGCCGCCGGAGGCGUUGGCGAAGAUGAGGUCUGAAAUCAAGACCUUGGCGGAAGCACGGCAGCACUGCAGCGCGGACUUGCGGACAGCCAAGGAGGAGUUGGAAGCCUUGCGUCGGGAGCUUGCUGCCAUCUCGGCGGACAAUGCCCAAUUGCGCUCGGGGCUACACUCGGUGAUGGUCGCCUUGGAUGAAGUGCAGCGGCAGCUGUGA
Cladocopium goreaui is the source of this 807-nucleotide messenger RNA. Lineage: Eukaryota; Dinophyceae; Suessiales; Symbiodiniaceae. The record is from the annotation of a GenBank genome assembly.